ACGCCUGGGGACGCCGCGACUGGCAGGGCUGGCGAUGCUGAGGAUGAAGGGCGCGACCUGCCUGGCGCUGCUGCUGCUGCUGGCGAGACGAGCCGCGCCGCAGACACCGGGGGUCAUCUCGUCCUUCCUCAACAUCCUGCAGGAGGGCGUGACGCAGGCCGACAACGAGCCGCGAGACGAGCCCACGGUCAGCCCGGAGUACGACUUCAUCGUGGUUGGCGCCGGCAGCGCGGGCUGCGUGGUCGCCAACAGACUCACCGAGGUCCCGGACUGGACCGUGCUGCUCAUAGAGGCGGGGCGCGAGGAGAACUACGUCAUGGACGUGCCCAUCAUCGCCAACUACCUGCAGUUCUCCGAGGCCAACUGGAAGUACAAGACUGAGCCCUCGGACGCGGCGUGCCUGGGCCACACCAACCGGCGGUGCAACUGGCCGCGUGGCAAGGUCAUGGGCGGCUCCAGUGUUCUCAACUACAUGAUCUACACCCGGGGCAACUGGCGCGACUACGACAACUGGCGCAGCAUGGGCAACGACGGCUGGGGCUUCGACGACGUCCUGCCCUACUUCCUCAAGUCCGAGGACAACAACAUCGAGGGGAUGGCGACGGACUCGCGAUACCACUCCAAGGGAGGCUACCUGUCGGUCAGCAACAUCCCCUUCCACACGAGCCUGGCCGACGCGUUCAUCCGGGCCGGGCUGGAGACGGGGGCCCGGGUCGUGGACUACAACGGCCGCGACCAGGUGGGGUUCUCGUACCUGCAGGUCACCAUGAAGAACGGCACUCGCUGGAGCUCCUCGCGCGCCUUCCUGCACCCGGCCAGCAGCAGGAGCAACCUGCACGUCAAGAAGUACUCCCUGGUGACCAGGAUCCUCAUCGACCCGCGCACGAGAACCGCUUACGGGGUCGAGUUCACGAACAAGGGCAAGACGUAUCGGGUGAAGGCCAAGCGGGAAGUCAUCCUGUCCGCGGGGGCCAUCAACUCGCCCCAGGUGCUCAUGCUGUCGGGGAUAGGCCCGAGGGAACACCUCGAGAAGCUCAAAGUUCCUGUAGUCAACGACCUGAAGGUCGGCUACAAUCUCAUGGACCACAUCGCCCUCGGCGGGCUGACGUUCCUCUGCAACCACACCUCGCUGAGGACGUUCGAUCUGAUACAGAGCUCCAAGAACUUCCUCGAGUUCUUCUCCUACCACCGAGGGCCUUUCUCCGUGCCGGGAGGCUGCGAGGCGCUGGCGUACUACGACCUGAAGAACCCGGGCGCCGCCGACGGCUACCCCGACGUGGAGUUGCUGUUCCAGGGCGGGUCCAUCGUCUCCGACCCCACGCUGAGGAGGAACUUCGGCAUCGACGACGCUCUGUACGAGAGAGUGUACAAAAGACUGGAGACCGAGAACACGUGGAUGAUGCUCCCGAUGCUGCUGCGCCCGAAGAGCAGAGGGCGGAUCAUGCUCAGGGACGCCAACCCCGGCCACAAGCCCCUCAUAUACCACAACUACUACGCCGCGAAGGAGGACCUGGACACGAUGGUCGGCGCCAUCAAGAAGACCGUAGAGCUGAGCCAGACCGCGGCCAUGAGGAACGUCGGAUCCCGGCUGCACGACGUGAAGAUCCCCGGCUGCGCCAGGUUCCAGUUCGGUUCGGACGAGUACUGGGGCUGCGCGGCGCGGCACCUGACCUUCACCAUCUACCACCAGUCGGGCACGUGCAAGAUGGGGCCCGCCGGUGACCCCUCGGCCGUGGUGGACCCCCGCCUGCGAGUGCACGGCGUCGCGCGCCUGAGGGUAGUCGACGCCUCCAUCAUGCCGGUGAUACCCAUCGCGCACACCAACGCUCCCACCUACAUGAUCGCAGAGAAGGCGUCCGACAUGAUCAAGGAGGACUGGGGCCGGUUGGCAGGCUCUCAGUUCCGGAAGAAAGGUUAGGCUGUACCAGUGGCGGAUGCAGGAUCGACUAUAGGGGGGAUGAGGGCUACCCCUCACCAAUCAAACCACUGGACUGGUUAUGUUCCUCAGAAAUAUUACAAAAGAUUAGUUGGUAGAUGCACUUUUUUAGAUAUACGAAUACUCUUUAUAGCGUUAUAAGUCUUACAUAAAAAAUAAAAACAGUUAAUGUAUUCAAUAACAGUUCAGCAGUUUCCCAAUGUUGAAUAUCUAGGUACUUGGUCUAGUCAUUAGAUCCAGACUAAGUUAUUGCAACUAAACAUACUUCCUUGAUAAGUAUUUGAAAUUAACAAAGACCAAAAAUUUACUUCGGAAGUCAUUUCAAACAGUGCAUCUUUUAACCUUCCUGGUGGCCUCCCCCUUCUUUUUUUCUUUCUUUCUGGAUCCGCCUCUGAGCGAUACUUGUGUGUACGCGAGCAGCAAGGAAAUUCUGCUCCAUUCAAAAUUCCAUCCCACGCUUAUUUCCCGCCCCGGAAAUUAAGAUCAUUUAACGAGCCACGGAAUUUUAAGCGCAAAACAAAUAGAUAAAGGUUUUAUUUAUUUAUUUAUUUAUUAUUGCUGUAAAUAUUAAUUCAGAAUAAUCACUGAAGUAUGACACAAUGAUACAAGUGAUUUUAAAGUUUCGUUAAAAAAUAAUAAUAAUCUGCUACGCACAUUUCUUUUCUCAUUUAAGACAUUCGCGUGAUGCGGCUAUUGCUACAUUCUGCAUGCAUUUGUAACAGUUUAAAUGUCCGUUUGUUUCGUGCGUGACGGUGGCAAGCAACGUUCGCGAUUCAAGAUGCAGGUCCAUCACGACUAAAUAAGUUUAAAACUUCUAAACGACUUAUGAUGUAAAGUGCUUAACUGACUUACCGGUAUACGUAAUUAUAGUUACAGCUGAAUUCGAUGUCAUUACUAAAAUAUUACCUUAAACAUUUUAAAACACAUAUCACACUAAGUUUAUGUUUGUAAAUUUGUUUUUGCUUAAACUACUGAAAUCAGUUAGAAAAUACUAGCUACAAACAAUCAUUAACCUCAUUGAGCUGAUUCGACAUUAUUAUUACAUAAUAUUAUAUCAAAUUGUUAUUAAAAAAAGUUUUUUUUAAAAAAUCAGUUACGAGAUUUGAACUACGUCCGUUGAAUUUAAAAAGCGACCGCUCCGCCGCUGUGCUACUUAUAGCCUUUCACGAACUUCGAAGGAAUAUGAGCUAUCAUGAUUAUAAUUACAGUUUUAUUACGUAUUUUAAUAAUUGAGAUUACUUCUUUUUAGUAUGACUAUUUUAGUUUUCCAGAUAUAUUGCGGGGAAGUUUUAACCAUCAUAAAGUUCCAUUUUUGGCACACCACUACGUGUUUACGAAAGUUAACUGUUGCUACACGUGGGUCCGCCAUCUUGGUUACACAUAUCCGUUCCAUUCCGUUCCGUGGCUGAUGCGUGAGAAAUGCCGGAGGAAUGACGCAAGCGACGCGGCGACGCGCGGCGAGAGAGCCGUGACUCGGCCGACAUCUUGACGGCCAGCGACAAUGGAAGGUCGCGCUCGAAGGAUGUCCGCAGCAAAAACCCCUCCUACGUCAGGGCGAGCCUUGCUCCUGGAUAACCCCGCGCCGGACGGGCUGUGCGCGCGUCUCAUUGGCUGCCGUGUGCGCGCGGCUGGUUGUGCAACUCGUCGGCGUGGCGUUCCACACAACAGUGCUCCCCCCGUGCGUCUACUCACCCGCGGCGACGGCUACAGCAACACACAGAGGCAUUCCUCCUGGAACUAACAAGCCCCUCAUUGUGAGUCGGGGUUCAUAGAUGUAAACGCCAAAACACUGUUUCGUGGAAAACUUCCUGUUUAUAGUUUAAAAUUUUCUGCUUUAUGCAUGCAUAUAUAUGCCAAAAUACGGGCAGUGUACAACAUACAAGCACCGUAUCCACGGAUGACUUGAGUCGGUUAAGAAACACGCGCAACUCUCGCAUUUCCCCCCUUCCCCCUUUUUCCCACCUACGAAUUAUAUCGUGUGUCUUACAGUGUGAUUACAGUCAAGUGUAAUACAUACUGCAACAAUACACGUUACGUGUUGGGUUCGUGCGACCAAGGUUCCUACUCAGGUAUUCUGUAUGCUUGCUUCAGCCAUUGAUUGUAACUGAAACGCAUCAGGUGUUUGUGGAGUACACAAUAUCGUGGAGUUAAUCCACGACGCUGCAAACUAUUUGUGCCAUAAUUCUGUUUUGAUGUACUGAAACAAGUUAGAGAAUUCAACAAUGUACCUUCAGCAAAUCAGUAGAGUGCAGCUGUACAGACUUAUUAUUGUUUGUAUUACUAGUGUAUGUAUAAUAAUUUAUCAACGAUUUAAAGAUUAUUGGAUGUAUAAAUGCCUAGUUUUUGUAAUUUAAUGUAACUUUUUUUUUUAAUAAAAGGAAACAAAACCUGACAAAUCUUACUUACUUCAGCAAGUGUUAGUGCAAAAGACUCUUUUAUUAUAAUUAUCAACCGAGUUGCAAAUCACUCAGGCAUAUGUGGACUGGAAUGUCCAUCAGACAAUUCGAAAGCGACCUUAACUUGAACAUGUUUAGUUCUGGAAUGAUUGGUCUGUACGAAUUCUAAACUUUAGGAAUGAACUGUAAAUGUAACAAGUAAAGUUUGAAAUAAAUGUUUUGAUUUGUCAA
This is a messenger RNA of Bacillus rossius redtenbacheri, 4563 nucleotides long. RefSeq names its product glucose dehydrogenase [FAD, quinone]-like. The transcript is spliced from 2 exons. Gene Ontology annotation, molecular function: oxidoreductase activity, acting on CH-OH group of donors; flavin adenine dinucleotide binding. Lineage: Eukaryota; Metazoa; Arthropoda; Insecta; Phasmatodea; Bacillidae. The record is from RefSeq and is a predicted model, not a curated record. Bases 35 to 1918 code for a protein of 627 amino acids.